GCCUCUCAGGGUCCCUGCAACACUCAACCCGGCAUGCUGGAUUUUGUACGGAAGGUGAAAUGGGACGCGUGGAAUUCUCUGGGCUCCAUUUCUCAGGAUGAAGCCAGGCAGCAGUACUGCGACUUCAUUGGCUCUCUGGUGACGGCAGAAGGCGGGACUUCCGCCUCAUUGGCUGCAGAGCCUGCUGGAGGCGGAGCUACGUACGAGACGCUAUUGGUCACAAAGGAGGAUAAAAUCACCACCAUCAAACUGAACCGUCCAGCCAAGAAGAACGCCAUCACGACAGAGGUAACAUGUCCUCUGCAGGCCAGUGAGAUGCUGCUGUUCAACAAGAAGCUCUCAGCGGAGCAGGCGUCUGAGCUCGGACUCGUCUCUGAGGUUUUCCCCGACAGCAGCUUCCAGACGGAGGUUUGGAGCAGACUGAAGAAAUACGCCCAGCUGCCCCCCAAU
Molecule: messenger RNA, 450 nt
Organism: Notothenia coriiceps (black rockcod)
Lineage: Eukaryota; Metazoa; Chordata; Actinopteri; Perciformes; Nototheniidae
Product: enoyl-CoA delta isomerase 2, mitochondrial-like
Cellular component (GO): mitochondrion; peroxisome
Molecular function (GO): fatty-acyl-CoA binding; delta(3)-delta(2)-enoyl-CoA isomerase activity
Source: RefSeq, a predicted model, not a curated record